Aspergillus uvarum CBS 121591 is the source of this 1064-nucleotide messenger RNA. Its product is annotated as putative exosome complex subunit Rrp46. NCBI's taxonomy places the organism in Eukaryota, Fungi, Ascomycota, Eurotiomycetes, Eurotiales, Aspergillaceae. Bases 265 to 1014 code for a protein of 249 amino acids. Gene Ontology annotation, biological process: U4 snRNA 3'-end processing; nuclear mRNA surveillance; poly(A)-dependent snoRNA 3'-end processing. Gene Ontology annotation, cellular component: nuclear exosome (RNase complex); nucleolus; cytoplasmic exosome (RNase complex). The transcript is spliced from 3 exons. The record is from RefSeq and is a predicted model, not a curated record.
UCUUAAUAUGAUUCCUCAACUGCGCAUGAUUCGCAUACAGUGAAUUGAGAGGAGCUCCAACGUUGUUGGCAUGGAUAGACCAAUCAGCGGCCAGCCCGCCGUCAUGCGACUCCGCGGCCAGAAAAAUCCCAGCGGGAGCUGCGAACAGAAGCUCGUCUGUCGGUCCAGUUCAGUUUCCACUCGCAACUUACACAGCAACAACAUUCUCUUCUGUCCUUUCAUCAAUUAUCGCUCCUAACUUCUACAUCAUUCAAUCAAGCUACCAUGGUCGCGCCAUCUGCUACCCUGUCCGUUCUGAACCGCGCCGACGGGUCGGCUUCCUACCAGUGUCCUUCGACCGGCUCCAACAUUCUAGGCUCCGUUAACGCACCCGUCGAGCUCCCCGGUCGUCGUGACGCCCUUAAGCCCGAAGAUGCGACCAUCGAAGUCUUCGUCAAGCCGGGAACUGCCCCCGCGGGGGUUGGAGAACGCUACAUCGAGGGAGUCCUCAAGACAAUGCUGGGGCGAGUGAUCCUGGGACGCGAGAAGGGCUAUCCGCGUCGUGGGGUGGUCAUCACGCUGGCUAUCAUUGGUGGUGAGAGUGUCGGCAGAGGGGAUCCGUAUUUGGUUCUGCUCCCCGCGCUCCUCCACACUGCACUUCUGGCUCUCUUAUCAGCAUCUGUGCCUUUGUCGAUGACCUUCUCUGCCACGGUCCUGGCCGUCGACGAGUCGGGGCAGAUCCGCCGGGAACCUUCCGCGGAGUAUGCAGCAACCGCGCAGUCCGUUCACGUCCUCGCGUUCUCCUCGAAGGGCCAUCUGCUGCUGAACGAGAGCCAGGGAUCAUUUGACUUUGACACGUGGGAGAAGGUGCGCCAGCGCGCCUCGGCCAUCUGUCAUGGAACCCAACUGGUCAGCGCUGACGGCGAUGUUGCAAUGGCGGAAGAUGUCGAUGGACGGCCUCUGGAGGGAACUCUGCGGGAGACUGUCGAGGAUCAGGUCUACCGCGACUACAAUUGGAAGAUCAACGCUGCGUGAUCAUCAGGCCUACAACGUACACCGGGAAAAAUGCCGAUGCCUGUGAAUCA